Messenger RNA from Spea bombifrons (plains spadefoot toad), 1856 nucleotides. Its product is annotated as tubulin delta chain-like. Lineage: Eukaryota; Metazoa; Chordata; Amphibia; Anura; Pelobatidae. The coding region runs from base 71 to 1339 and encodes 422 amino acids. The record is from RefSeq and is a predicted model, not a curated record. The transcript has 12 exons. Gene Ontology annotation, biological process: mitotic cell cycle; microtubule cytoskeleton organization. Gene Ontology annotation, cellular component: cytoplasm; microtubule. Gene Ontology annotation, molecular function: structural constituent of cytoskeleton; GTP binding.
GGAGGACCCGAGCAACUGACAACAGGGGGUGGGGGAAGCCGGGGUAACUAGUAACAGAAUCAUAGGGGAAAUGUCGCUCGUUUGGCUUCAGGUUGGACAAUGCGGGAAUCAGGUCGGCCAAGAGUGGUGGGAGCUGCUGAGCGGCGGAGCUAGUGAAGCGGACAGGUAUCCGUACGUCUCCCGUAACGGCAUCGCCAACGCCAUCUGCGUGGACAGCGAGCCCAAGGUGGUGCGGAGGGUGCAGAGACUGGCAAAGAACGUCUCUUUCAGAGACUCCAACCUGAUUGUGGGACGGACAGGAAGAGGAAAUAACUGGGCCUACGGAUACAGCGGGGUUUGCGUGCCCCCUGAGGAGAGCCUGCUGGACAGGGCGAUGGAGAGCUUCCGACGGGAGGUGGAGCGGCGGGACUGUUAUAGCGGCACGGUUCUCCUCCACAGUCUGUGUGGCGGCACCGGCUCAGGUCUGGGCUCCCGACUGUGCGAGGAGAUCAGAGACGCGUACCCCGCGGGCCACAUACUGUCUGUAACGGUGGCCCCGCACGACACGGGGGAGACGCCGCUUCAGCAUUACAACUCCCUGCUGAGUCUGGCCUGGCUGCAGAGGUACGUGGACGGUGUCCUCCUCUUCCAGAACGAUGAUGUCAUGCGCCAAGCAACAGCGCUAUCUGAAAAGAAGACACAGACUGUAUCGGGGGUCCAGCCGGCAGUGUCCCUCUCCGCCAUGAACAGCCACAUCGCCUCCUGCCUGGCAGGGCUUCUCUGUCCUGUACAAACACUCCGAACCCAAAGCUCGGUGAGCCUCGGCAUGGAGCCGUGGGAGCUGAUCAGAUCUCUGUGUCCGAUGCCGGCGCUGAAGUUUCUCCACACUGCCCAGGUGUGCAGGAGGGGGACAGCGUUUUGGGACAGAGUAACCUCCUCGCUACUGCAGACCAUACCUCGGGUGUCUCCUGAUGGCCGACUCCAUCACAGUCUGUCUGCCCUUGCGGUGGUGCGCAGCUCCCAGAGUCACUCCUUCCUCGCCUCGCAGGACGCGGUGCUGGGGAAGCUCAAGCAGACGUACCGCUGCGUCCCCUGGAAUCCCUCGCCUGUGGAUUGCUGGAUUGACACUCAGAACGUCCUGGACCCGGCGUGUCGCAGCCACUCGCUGACCGUGAGCGCCAACCACUCCAGUGCUGCCGAUCUGAUGAUCCGCGUGACGCGGCGGGCGCAGGCGAUGUACUCGGCCCGCGCCUAUCUGCACUGGUACCGGCGCUACGGCGGCGAGGACGAGGACUUCACCGCGGCAUUUCACACGCUCCAUUCUGUAAUAGAGGAAUACCACCAGCUGGGGCAAGCGUGACCACUGACACGGGGGGGGGCGGGCUGUCUCGCACUAAUACCCCAGCCUGGGGGGAGGCUCCUGCUAUCGGUCUUUAAUAUCCAAGAAAACUUGAAACUAAAUAUUUAUAUUUUUUUAUACUUUAUUAGAUCUUUUAUCAAAAAACGGGGCUCCGCGUGAGCCGAUUAUUUUUGUACGUUAAAUUUAUUAUGGAUAAUCUUGCUUUUGGUAAAUUUAAACUUGUGUGUUUUUAUGUAGUUUUUCUUAUUAUGGGACCAAAGAAUGAAGCAAAUAACCUACUGCGAGAUAAAUCUGCACUUAAAGUGCAUGCGCGGGGGGCUCGUAUACACCGUCUCCUAAAUACCGCCGAGCAAAUUCUACCAAAUCCAAAGAUACCCAGUACUGCCGUUGGCACGGCGACCAUUGAUCCACGCGAGAAUCCCUACAUCGGCAAAAUGUUUGCACGAGAAUUCUGUUCCCAUGGAAACAUCGCUUCCAAUGAUGGGGCUUCCAUAACUUAUUAAAUCCAUGAACAAAA